Messenger RNA from Piliocolobus tephrosceles (Ugandan red Colobus), 6256 nucleotides. It is a transcript of the gene SENP5, whose product is annotated as SUMO specific peptidase 5. The record is from RefSeq and is a predicted model, not a curated record. Gene Ontology annotation, molecular function: deSUMOylase activity. Gene Ontology annotation, biological process: proteolysis; protein desumoylation. The transcript has 9 exons. The coding region runs from base 256 to 2472 and encodes 738 amino acids. NCBI's taxonomy places the organism in Eukaryota, Metazoa, Chordata, Mammalia, Primates, Cercopithecidae. Gene Ontology annotation, cellular component: nucleus.
GCAGGCGGAAGGGCGCGGAGGAGGUGACGUGAUAGGCCGGCGCCGGCGUCGGCGUCGCGGCAGCCGCUUCAGAGGAAGCUCGGCGGCUGUGGCCGCAGCGAGCAGGCCGGACGCCUCUUCGCUGGCGGGGCUUCCCCUGGGGCUGACGAAGGCGGGGCCCGCGGUCCAGGCUGCUGCCGCGUCGGGGCCGGUGGCGGGGCAGCUGCCAGGAACGAGGGUCACAGCUGCAUCCAGAUCUCAUUAUGCAUCAGGAAAAUGAAAAAACAGAGGAAAAUUCUAUGGAGGAAAGGAAUCCACUUGGCCUUUUCUGAGAAAUGGAAUACUGGGUUUGGAGGCUUUAAGAAGUUUUAUUUUCACCAACACUUGUGCAUUCUGAAAGCUAAGCUGGGAAGGCCAAUUACUAGGAAUAGACAGUUGAGACAUUUCCAGGGUGGAAAGAAAGCCCUUCAGAUCCAGAAAACGUGGGUCAAGGAUGAACCCCCUUGUGCUAAGACCAAGUUCGGUGUGCCUACUCCACAUGCUAGCACUCUGUCCUCUCCAGUGAAAAGAAAGGACACUAAACACUUCAUUUCCUCCUCAAGGACUCUCCUGAGACUCGAAGCAGAGAAGUUGUUGUCAUCAGCAAAGAAUUCUGACCAUGAAUACUGCAGAGAGAAAAAUCUCUUGAAGACAGUUACUGACUUUCCAUCCAAUAGUGCUUUAGGUCAGGCCAGUGGUCACAGACCUAGGACAGACCCACAGGCUUCUGACUUUCCCAUGAAGUUCAAUGGGGAGAGCCAAAGUCCAGGGGAGAGUGGCGCGAUUGUGGUCACCUUGAGCAACCACAAGAGAAAGGGCUUUUGUUACGGCUGCUGCCAAGGGCCGGAGCACCACAGGAAUGGGAGACCCUUGACUCCAAAGCAGUUCCAACUUAACCAACAUAGAAGAAUCAAAUUAUCUCCUCUUAUGAUGUAUGAGAAAUUAUCCAUGAUUAGAUUUCGGUACAGGAUUCUCAGAUCCCAGCACUUCAGAACCAAAAGCAAAGUUUGCAAGCUAAGAAAAGCCCAGCGAAGCUGGGUACAGAAGGUCACUGGGGACCAUCAAGAGACCCUUAGGGAGAACGGUGAGGGUGGCAGUGGCAGCCCAUUUCCUUCCCCAGAACCUAAAGACCCUUCUUGUCGGCAUCAGCCGUACUUUCCAGAUAUGGACAGCAGUGCUGUGGUGAAGGGGACGAACUCUCAUGUGCCUGAUGGCCACACUAAAGGAAGCCCUUUCUUGGGCAAAGAGCUUAGUUUAGACGAAGCAUUCCCUGACCAACAGAAUGGCAGUGCCACCCACGCCUGGGACCAGUCAUCCUGUGCUUCUCCUAAGUGGGAGUGUACAGAGCCGAUUCAUGACAUCCCCUUACCAGAACAUCAUUCUAAUACCAUGUUCAUUUCAGAAACUGAAAAAGAAAUUACGACUCUGGGUCAGGAAAAUCGGACAAGUUCUGUUAGUGAUGACGGAGUAAAACUAUCAGUGUCUGGAGCAGAGACAUCUGUGAGUAGUGUAGAUGAGCCUGUGUCCCAAAAGGCUCUUCACAAUGAGAACUCAUACCAGAUGGAGGAGGAUGGAUCUCUCAAGCAGAACAUUCUUAGUUCUGAGUUGCUGGACCACCCUUACUGUAAAAGUCCUCUGGAGGCUCCCCUGGUGUGCAGUGGACUCAAACUAGAAAAUCAAGUAGGAGGUGGAAAGGACAGUCAGAAAGCCUCUCCAGUGGAUGACCAACAGCUGUCGGUCUGUCUGUCUGGAUUCCUAGAUGAGGUUAUGAAGAAGUAUGGCAGUUUGGUUCCACUCAGUGAAAAAGAAGUCCUUGGAAGAUUAAAAGAUGUGUUUAAUGAAGACUUUUCUAAUAGAAAACCAUUUAUCAAUAGAGAAAUAACAAACUAUCGGGCCAGACAUCAAAAAUGUAACUUCCGUAUCUUCUAUAAUAAACACAUGCUGGAUAUGGAUGACCUGGCGACUCUGGAUGGUCAGAACUGGCUGAAUGACCAGGUCAUUAAUAUGUACGGUGAGCUGAUAAUGGAUGCGGUCCCAGACAAAGUUCACUUCUUCAACAGCUUUUUUCAUAGACAGCUGGUAACCAAAGGAUAUAAUGGAGUAAAAAGAUGGACUAAAAAGGUGGAUUUGUUUAAAAAGAGCCUUCUGUUGAUUCCUAUUCACCUGGAAGUCCACUGGUCUCUCAUUACUGUGACACUCUCUAAUCGAAUUAUUUCAUUUUAUGAUUCCCAAGGCAUUCAUUUUAAGUUUUGUGUAGAGAAUAUAAGAAAGUAUUUGCUGACUGAAGCCAGAGAAAAAAAUAGACCUGAAUUUCUUCAGGGUUGGCAGACUGCUGUUACGAAGUACUGCAAGUGCCUCGCCUUAGAGCAGCCUUUCCAGUUCUCACAAGAAGACAUGCCCCGAGUGCGGAAGAGGAUUUACAAGGAGCUGUGUGAGUGCCGGCUCAUGGACUGAAACUCCGCCGGGACCCUGGGAAGUCUGACCAAGUUGGAGCAGGUGGUUUGUUACUUGAAUCUCCAAACACUUAGUUGAAUUUUUACAGAUAUUUCAGAUCAGUGGUGUUGGGCCACUAUUGUUACCUCAAAUUUAUUUUUUGCCCUUAUUCAUUUCUCCAGCUACCAUGUACUAUUGUUUAAUGUUCAGUUUGGUUUCAUUUUUAAUUUUAUGGUUCUGUGCGUCCCCCAUAUUUAAUAUUUAUUAUUCAAACGCAUGCAUAUAGACAGAGCAUGCAGUGAAGAGUAUUAAAAAAAAAAGCUUAGUAGAUUUGGUGCAGCUUUUGAAACUUAGUUAGACGUGAACUGAAUACAGGUUUCAGAUUUACUCCCAGAACCUAAAAAUGCAAGAUGUUUUUGAUACAACAUACGCUGAGAAUAGUAAGUGUUCCCUGGGGCAUUAAGGGUAGCUGGGGGUGGUUUUGACAACUCCAGUCCUGUUUUACUUUACCAGUGGCACCUUUCACCCACUUCCCUCUCCAAGUGAGUCUUAGAGAGUGCGGUCCGUUCCUUCAGAAGGGUGAGAUGCACGUGGCUGUAGACUGACUGGUGUCUUCUGGUUCUGGAGGCACACUUGUAAGCACAGCGGCUGCUUUGGGAAGAGUAAGGUAUGAGAAAAGGACGGCAACCUUGGAGGCCAGUAACAAUGACAGAUUUCACUCGUGGUGUCAAGAAUUGUAAUACGUGGCGUACAUCUCAUAAAGGCUUUUGCUGGGAUAUUGAAUUCCCUGAAUUUUUCUGCUUUCCACCUUUUAAAAAAAUCUUAACAUCCAUCAGACCAGUGGUCAGACAAAUGAGAAUGCAGCUGUUUUCACAGUAAUUUUUAAGUUGUCAUUUCCCUGUGUUGCCUCCCAGUUGGAAGAAGUUAAGGUUUACCAAAUGCAUUUCUAUUUCAAGGGUAUCUGAAAUUUAGACAUUCAAAACUGAAGGCCGACUGACUUUAGAUGUUUUGCAGGUGACUGCAGAGAAGAGGGAGGGUAAUAGAGACAACUUAGCCCCAUGGGAGCACAGCAACCGUGUCAGGUUCUUCUGGUCCCUUUAGUGACCUCAGCAUGCAGGGCACAUGUGGCUUCUGCGUGGCCAGUGCUGAUGACACUAGCACGGUUGUUUUUCUCCUUCCAUUGAACCUCAGCUUCUGAAGAAAGGCUCAAGAGGCCCUUGUCCAUACACUUAGCUGCGUUAGGAUUAAUGUCACGCAUCUUACAUCUUUAAUCCAGCCUUUCGUGACAUAUUGGAAAGAUGUAUGUUAAACCUACCCAAUGAUCCUUUCAGAAUCGGGAGGAAAAACAACCCAUGUUGUUUUUUCAAACUCAGAAGUUUGAAUAGAAAAACAAGUAAAUGGCAGAAGAUUCUCGAAUUUAUGCCUGCGUAGGUUUGGAGUAUUGAAAAAGCUAAAAUGUUGAGUUUCACUUGGCCCUAAGGUAAGGCGGAGAGAAGGCUGACUGCCAGCAGGUGAGGACUGAGUCCAGCCAUGUUUACAUGCAGGGUUCCCAGACACCAGCGGUGACACUGGGAAGCAGCCCCAGCACUUUCCUCUCCUGAGUCCUCCAGACUCACAACCCUUAAUGUCAAACCAGGUCAGUGUUUCUUACUGUGUUUCAAGUCGUUAAAAAGACUGAGAGUGGAGGCACUUUAUGCUGCUAUAGGUGGGGUUCUGUCAGCGUUAGGAAAAAUGACAGUUGAGGGUAAGGAAGAGCUCUUCAUGAGUUUUUCAAACAUAAUUAUGCAAACAUGAGAUUUUUCAAAACAUAUACCAGACAUUUGCCUCAUUUUUUUUUUUUUUUGGUGGGGGUGCAGUAUACCAAAGUAGCCAGUCAGCCAGUCACUGGGCUGUCAGUUCACAAUGUCUUGUACUUCAGAGUGAGGAAGUAUUUCAGUUCCUCAUUGACAGAACCUGGCAUGCAGAAGAGACAGAAUUGUUCCUGUGAGAAAAUCAGUGCCCAGUGUGAGCUGCCCAAGCCCAGUGACUCCUUCACUUCCAGUCUGAUGCUUCAUAGGGCACCUUGUGGCGUGCUGCCCGGCGUGGCUUAGACUAAACGUUGUUUGUGUUUUUUUUGAGUCAGGGUCUCACUGUCCCUCAGGCUGGAAUGCAAUGGCAUGGUCUCGGCUCACUGCAACCUCCACCUCCCAGGUUCAAGCGAUUCUCCUGCCUCAGCCUCCCAAGUAGCUGGGAUUACAGGUGUAUGGCACCACACCCCACCAGUUUUUGUAUUUUUAGUAGAGACAGGGUUUCGCCAUGUUGGUCAGGCUGGUCUUGAAUUCCUGACCUCAAGUGAUCUGCCCACCUGGGCCUCCCAAAGUGCUGGGAUUACAGGCGUGAGCCACCGCGCCUGGCCAAUGUUGAGUAUUUUAAAAGUCAUUUAAAAAUAUUUGUCAUCGAUGAAACUUGGUUUCAGCACACAUAAUUGCUUUCCCUCUCUUCCUGUAAUUAGGUGUAAACCUCUAUAACUCAAGUCCUAGAUUAGAAUGUCCUUUGUCCUGAUGUUUGCAGUAAUUGCUUCCUUGGUUAAUAAAGACAUUUUUGAAAUAUACCCUGGACUGUUGGUGAAAAGAGGCAGGCGUGGCUUUAGUGGUACUAGUUUGGCACUGAACUGUUUGGGUGCCCAUGAGGUAGGCAGACCUUAUGCUUUUUUUUUUAUUUUUGAGAUGGAGUCGUGCUCUGUUGCCCAGGCUGGAGUGCAGUGAUGCGAUCUCGGCUCACUGCAACCUCUGCCUCCGAGGCUCAAGCGAUUCUCCUGCCUCAGCCUCCCCAACAGCUGGGACUACAGGUGUGUCCUGUAAUUUCUGUAGUUUUUUAGAGACCCGGCUAAUUUUUAUAUUUUUAGCAGAGAUGGAGUUUCGCCAUGUUGGUCAGGCUGGUCUCGAACUCCUGACCUCAGGUGAUCCACCAGCCUCUGCCUCACAAAGUGCUGGGAUUACAGGCAUAAGCCGCCAUGCCCGGCCUAGACCUUAUGCUUUUGAGGUUGAGUGCAGGCCUUGUGCUAAGUUAAGUGCUACUUUUGACGAGCCUUCGACAAGCGGCCCAGUCCUCUCCUCAGCAAACUUAUCAGGUUGUAGUUGCUUUACAGUGGUCUUUCCUUUUAUUGGCUCUAUAGCAAUGAAUAUAGAUUUGAUUCAACUUUUGGUUAUGUUCUCUCAAUCCCAAUCAACUUUCAGUUAGUCUCUUAAGAAAGGGAAAAGAAGGUGCUGCCAAUCAUCCCCAAAUUGUUUUUGGCUUUGCAUUCUAUUUUCUACAUAGCACUGAAUCUGAGUAACACAGUCAUUCUGGAUUUAUAGUUGGAACAGAACAGUAACAGACCUAACUGGGACUCAGCCAGCACUAGCCUCAUCUUAGCUGCCCCUUUUCUCUGCAUUGCAGUUUACUGCUUCCCUGGGCUAGACGUAACUGGGGGUUUUGGGCAGGUCAGACUCUUCAGGCAAGACAGUGUAUUAGUAGUGUGAAUUUGAUAUACUGAUUACCUGCUUUGCCUAGUUAAGAAACUGAAUUAAUCAGCAGUUAUAAAGCAUAUACUUUGUUAUGUGCUAGGCCUGGCCUAUAGAUAAUUAAGACGGUCCGGGGAAUACCAUCAGAGGAGUGCUAAUUGUAUUUGGGUGUUACAAAGCAGACCUAGAUAAGCUGUUCACUUAACUGGUACCUAUUGGGUCAGAAAAAGAAUUUAUUUAGAGAUUAUGAUCAUGUAAAAUUACAGUACUCAACCCUUCUAGCAAAGUAUUUUUUUGAAAAAUAAACUAAAUGCCUUUAUAAA